Messenger RNA from Cydia amplana, 1327 nucleotides. Its product is annotated as E3 ubiquitin-protein ligase MARCHF5. Gene Ontology annotation, molecular function: ubiquitin protein ligase activity; zinc ion binding. The transcript has 4 exons. Gene Ontology annotation, biological process: protein polyubiquitination; regulation of mitochondrial fission. The coding region runs from base 194 to 1177 and encodes 327 amino acids. Gene Ontology annotation, cellular component: mitochondrial outer membrane. The record is from RefSeq and is a predicted model, not a curated record. Lineage: Eukaryota; Metazoa; Arthropoda; Insecta; Lepidoptera; Tortricidae.
UGUAAAGGACAUUUGAGACAUUUCCUUCCGUCAGACGCUUGACAAAAAUAUUUUUAUCGUUACAUGGGAAAAUAUUGCAGUUUGUUUCGUUAUACAGUGUCUCAGUCGCAGUUGCGCGUAUCUCGCGGCGCAGUAAACUCGGUUUUUAGUUAUCUAAAUUGCCUGCUUGUUUAUUUGUAAAGACGCAUUAACAAUGUCCGUAGAGGAGAAAUCUGGUUCCGAUGCGCAUAGUGGUAGUGCGAAUUCGUUGGUUGUACAAGGGGACGAUGAGAACGCGAAGACAUGUUGGGUGUGCUUUGCGACGGAGGCGGACGAUCGUCUGGCGGCGUGGGUGCAGCCUUGCAAGUGCAAAGGAACUACGAAAUGGGUCCAUCAGAGCUGCCUACAGCGGUGGGUUGACGAGAAACAGCGCGGCAACAUUACCAGAAAAGUCCUCUGUCCUCAGUGCAAAGCGGAGUACAUCGUAGUUUUCCCUUCAAUGGGGGCGUUUGUGGCACUAUUAGACGCUACGGAGGAGAUCACACACAAGAUCUGUCCCUUCAUAGCGGGAGGAGUGCUGCUGGGAUCGAUAUAUUGGAUCGCUAUCACUUAUGGAGCCGUCACUGUUAUGCAGGUGGUCGGCCACCGCGAGGGUCUGGAGAUGAUGGAGUCCGCCGACCCCCUAGUUCUGCUGGUGCUGCUGCCGACGAUACCGGUGACGCUCAUCAGCGCCAAGAUGUACAAUUGGGAGGACUCCGUCCUCUUGUUCCUGAGGAAGUACUGCGCGAAGAUACCGGCACUAUCUUACAUACUACCGUUUGGAAACGUGGAAGGCGACCGAGGCGCCAUCGUCUCCGGGCCGUCAAAUCCCGCCAACGCAAACUCCGGCUCCCACCUCUCGCCCACAAGAAUAUUCUGCUCUGCAUUACUUCUGCCCACCAUCUCCACAAUCAUAGGCAAAAUCUUCUUCCGCUCCAUACAAAACAACCUCCACAGAACUAUACUAGGAGGCCUCACCUACAUAACUAUCAAAGGAGCGCUCAAAAUAUAUCACAAACAAAUGCUAUACAUCAGGCAUUCGAGUCGGAAAAUUCUAGAUUAUACCGAAACGAACUUAAAGCUUUACAGAACCCUUACAUCGGCUGCUAGUGGAGACGCGGUCGCUAGUUCAAGAGACGAAUCGGAACAGGUUGUAUAAACAUUACUUUGUACGUGAUGACGUAUCUAAGGUACAAUAAUAUUGUAUCAUUGAAAUCGAUACCUGUUUUAUAUGGUUUUAGAUCUCGAUACGGGUGACCGUAUUUGUAAGCGCGUAGACUAUUUUCGUAUAGCGGACGUCGUCUUAGUA